AUAUUUGUUAUAGACGUUUUUCAACGUAUCGUUGGCAAAUUGAGCUUCGUUAAUAUGUAUCUCAAGUACAAAGAUAACCAAUGAAAAAGUAGUAUUCAAGCAAGAUUUUGAACUUAUUUCAGCUAAAUUUUUUGAAAGUCAUUUACGUUUGAUCGUUAAAAUUGAUAGUCAUUGGUUGCACCGUACUAUUUGAUAUAUGACAUUCUAAGUUGUACGAUUGUCGUGUAUUGUUGAUAAUGUAUUACAUUUCAUGAUACGUUAUUCUGUUUGUUGAAAUUGAUAUACACCUGUUGCUUUAAAUCUGUUGUAUUAUUUCGAUGUAUUCAAAUGGAUAGUGACUUUGAUAUUAAAAUUGAAAUCCAAAAGACCUUGAUGUCUAUUAAAGACAUAACAUUAAAAAUAAAAAAUGAGUUGAACAUAAUUAAUGAACUCGUGAAAAAGGAUGGACAACUUCACACAGCUGUGGUUGAUGCAAGCAAAACCUUAACUACAGUAGCUAAAGACAUGGACAUAGAUGUUGAGAAUGUUUUAAGUAAUAAUGAAGGUGAAAAUGAAUCUCAAUUCAAUGUGAGAGAUAUUCUAUCUUCUGCUGCGUUCCAAGAAAAAAUAUUAACAUGUUUAAAUAAUAUGUAAUUUUUAUUAUUUUUA
Frieseomelitta varia is the source of this 648-nucleotide messenger RNA. RefSeq lists its product as uncharacterized. Bases 328 to 633 code for a protein of 101 amino acids. Lineage: Eukaryota; Metazoa; Arthropoda; Insecta; Hymenoptera; Apidae. The transcript has 2 exons. The record is from RefSeq and is a predicted model, not a curated record.